AGCCUGGGCUGUUCUCCACAGUGGGAAGUAACCCAGAAGCCCCAGCAGGUCCUAGUCCCUCCCUCCUACCCCCACCCCCAGAUCUUCCCAGCAAUGCACAUGUGUGUCAGUGGGAGGGUAAAUACCAGCCUGGGGACUUUUUUGCAAGUGGCCUCAGGAAUUUCUUUCGUGAGUCCCUGUGGUGUCUGGAAGUGCAGGAAAAGCAGAGGGAACCUUCAUGCCUGAGCAGCAAAAGGGGCUGAUGCUGAUUUGGCCCUCAGUGUCAGUGAUCCUGCCAGGUCCUGGUUACAGCCUUUGUGAGCUGAUGCUCCUGACGCUACGAGGAGAAGAGCUAGGCUCAGGGAGGGCCACUCAGGUAAAGUCACGCCCUUAGUCAGUGCCAGGGCUGGGAUCUAUCUGAAAGCCAGCUAGUGUGACUCCACCAUCCAGGGCUUAUUUUCUGUUAUUCAGAAGGUUUGCCUCACAGGGUAAAUAGGGGUGACCUAAGAGGAGUAUGAGAGGAAACCCCACAAUCUGGUUUGGGUUCCAGCUUCCAAGUCCUCACCUGUGAGAUGCAGCCCUGCAUCCCACACAGAAUAAAAGAAAGGAUGAGAUGAGGGUUCCUUAAAUACAUUCUGAGGGCAUUUUUGAACUACAAAGAGAAAAAGGAAAUACUAUACACAUCAGAUUGACCAGAGCCUUGGAGACAGGUUUUGGAGGCAGCCAACAUAAAAGCAAGAAAAAUUAGGCUUUUCUGCAGCAGCAAAUAUGGGAGACCCCAAAAGAAGAAAAUCUGUGGACUGGAGAUAAACAGGUUGUGAUGCUGUGUUAGUCCAUUUUUCUUUCCUGUAACAAGAUACUUGAGGCAGGCCAAUUUUAUAAAGGAAAGAGGUUGUUUAGCUUACAGUUCUGGGUGCUGAGAGUUCAAACAGCGUGGCGCAGGCCCUUGCAGGCCACUCCCCUUAUCUCUAUCACCACGUAGUGGUUGGUAAUGGUGCCACUGCAUGUGCAAGGGAGAGAUCACAUCACUAAGCAGGAAGGCAGAGGCAGUGGUCUUGCAAUCUCUUCUAUGGGUGUGUGUCAAUGACCUAAAGACCUCCCACUAAGCCCCGCCUCCUAGGUGUUCCACACCACCUUUCAGUAUUGUUGCCCUGAGGAUCAAGCCUCCAACACAGGGAAGAGGACACACUGCAAACCACACCUGACAAUCUUGAACAAUCCUGUUGAGCAAUGGCAUCAGAGGGCUCAGAAAAAUGCCAUUUCUUGCCACCACUGUGGAAAAAUUACGCAAAGACUUACUCAAUUGAAAGAGACAUGAAUCAGAGUAGAGAACAGGCUGUGGAAGGAUUAGCUCUUCCCUUUUCCUUUGUCUCGCUGGGAACCAAAUCACGGAAUUGGGUGGAACUAUGGGACCACCAGUGGGCUUCACAGCCAGCUGAGAGCAAUUACAUCUUCCCCACACUCCCUGCUACUGAUGCCAUACCUGCUUGAUUUCCCUGGUGAUGACAAGCCCAUCUGCUUAGGAGUAGUGGCAAAGCACAAAAAGAUUCAUUCAAGGGCAAACUGCGAAAACUUAAACAUUUUAUUUUAAGCGAAAACAUGAGAACACAUUUAUUUACCAGUUUUCAUGUAAGCAAAGGCUUUCCCUGAGCAUGAAUUGGCUGUUCAUCUUUCUUACAGAAAUAAACCAUGAUUCAUUUCUUCUUUUUGUAAAACAAGAAAACACAUGGUUUACUUAAAUAUUUUUGUUAGAAAAGUAGAAGAUGUUUUCCAGAGGAAACAUGGAAACCACUACAAAGACUACAGAAAACCCCAGAACAGCCCAUGAUCCCAUGCCCCAAAACAACUGCAACAAGUAAGGAUUUGUUGUGGUGCCUUCCAGAUUUUUGAGCCAUGUUGUAUACAGAAUUUAAUGCUUGGGUUUUUAAAACUUGCCAUGACAUCAGCAGUCUCCCACUUGGGUGAACUCGUAGAAACACUGCUUUCCUUGCCAGCUUACCAGGCAUUGCGUGGGUAGAGCAUUGGACAUUUAGCCAGUCCCCUGAUCCUGAAUAUUUAGGUUGCUCCUGUCCCUGUUUUCAAUGAUGAAGAAUGUCUCUGGCCCUGAAGCAUUUGCUGUCCUUCUGAUUAUUUUCCAAAAUACCAUGCAAAAAGGUAGAGGUGUUUCUUUCAGGUCCCUGAUUCGCUUUGUCAAAGUGUCCCCAUAUUGAACUUUCCAGAGGCAGGACUGGAAACAAAGUCAGUCCGAUCCCUUUUCAGAGAGGACAACGAAGCCUGUCUGCCUGACUCCUUCGGUCUGCGGCCGGGCAUUAGAUGCUUACAAACCACAUCAUUUUUACAUUUUCUGGGCUCUGGAGGUUCCCACGGGAGGGGAAACAGGCAGGCAAAGCUGAGUGUGUGGAGACAAGGACGCUGGCAUUUUAUGGGACACGUACUCCUAUUAAUGUAACCCCUAAUAUCGAUGAGCAACUCCCAAUAACCAACCCCAUUUACCGAUAAGAAAAGUGGGGCUGAGAUUGCUCAGUGAUCUGCCAGGAAGCAGAGACACAGAUCUUCUCCCCUUCUUUCCCUGCACAGCUUUGGAGCAGGAUGGGACGGAGAGCUUCCUCAGCCGGGUGUGCCCUCUUCCUGGCACUGGCUGGCCGGGCAGGGCUUCUGGAGGAUUUUGAUUCUGGCUCCAAAAAUAUGAAGUUCAAAGAAAGUAUGCAAGCUCGUGCAUGUUAGAAAGCUCUGCCAUCUCAGCUCAGAAAGCAGAAACUUUCCACUUAGUCGGCACCAGGGGUGUGGGGGAGGUUGCCAGUCCCCUCUCAGGGUCAAGCCACGGCUCUGCUGGCUCUGUGGGGUGGCGGAUACUUGUAUUUGAGACAGAGAUGACACACUCUGUCUCCCCACCUCCCACAGGAAUGCAGCCAGGGGCGGUGGAAUAAGUACAGACUUCAUGUGGUCCCAGGCCAGACCCAGAACCCCACGGCUGGGCGUCCUUCUGGAAACCAGCACCCUUUCUGUGUUGCAGAAAACAGAUCAAAUGCAAGGAAAACGGCACUGAGAAGGUGUAGGAGACAGUUUAUCGCGUGGGUGGGCUUCUGACUGGGAUCUGUCCGAAGGAGCCAGAGCCCUGCCUGGGUUUCUGGGCUUUUAAAAGGAAAGUGUGCAGGCGGGUACUUAGGCAGAUUUGGUGCAUAUGACUGGAGGGCUGGGUGACAUCCUGGGUUGUUCAGGGGAUUUACAUAUCUCAAGUUUCUUUACAAGGCCAUUGAUUAAACAGGCAUGAGUUACACAAAGGAAGAAGUGUCCUGUUAUAUUUCAAGUUACAGUGCCGGGUCAUCAGGUACAAAAGAGGCAAGGCCAGAAGUUUACAUAAAGGGAGAAGUGUUCUGUUAUCAGGCCUGCUGGACAUGUCCACUUGGUCUUGGCAGUCAUUCAGGACAGGCUUCUUAAAAAUUUUAAUUUCCCCCUUCACCUGCACCUCAUUUUCACCCUGGAAAUUGGCUGGUGCCACACUCUGUUAACCCCUUCUAAGGAAAACUCUGGCCCACACAUCUCCUGAUCUCCGAUACCUUCAUCCUACAAAAGAAAUGCCUUUAGUCAGAAAAACUGAGGGAUAAAAGAAGCUGCAACACUGGAUUGGGCAGCCAUAAGUAGCAUUAUAAUUUAAGGAAUAUUGACUCAAAUACGCUAGAAAUAUUGCCCAGAGUUUUGUUGCAUACCUUUAGUGGCAGGGAACUCACUACUGCCAAGAGCCACUCAAUGUAACAAGCACUCAGAUAGCACCUAUGCUUUGCUAACUGAGGAUUCAGAGAAGCAAAUCCUGUUCUGUGCUCCCGGGAUGAUAAUGUGACAGUCAGAGGAGGGGUGGAGAAGAGGAAAAGCCAGAGGAGCUUACAAAGCACCCUGUAUAAUCACUGAUGGAGAAGCUGAGGCCAGAGAAAAGCCACCUGCUCAAAGGCACACAUAAAGCUCGGAGUCGGGGGCUGGGGUCAAGUGUAAGCGCUAGCCUAGCGUGCACAACGCCUCGGGUUUGAUCCCUGGCAUCACACAUACGAAAAGCCCAGUUGAUCUAGGAAUAGUGGUGCGAGGAGAGCAAGCCUAGUGACCGCUGACUCCCUGCUGCCCUGGGCUGGGCAUAGAAGUGCGCUAGCUCACCUCACUCUCAGGACAGCAGACGGUGUGCAGUCUCACGAUCCCCAGCUCGCUGCUGAGGAAGCUGGGAUCAGGAAGAGGCAGGGGUGGGGUCAAAGCCGGGUCCUCUCACACCCCCGCCCUCCUAUAACCUCAGCCCAGGCAGGCAUCAGGCAGGCUGGCCUCUUUCCUGGGAGAGGAGGUGCCUGGGGUCCGGGAGGUGUUCGUGAGCCCCCUUGGACUCCAGUCUCUGUGCUCCAAGCCAGAUCUGCUUCAGACACUUAACUGAAACCGUGUGGGUUCUUCCUUGGUUCUUUUUGUCUCUCCGGUGGUUUUGUGUGCAUGGUCGUCUGGGUCCCACUUUUGAGUCUGGAACUUGGGGCAAGUCACUUCUGUACUGAGCUUCCCCUCCAUACUCUGUAAAAUGGGUACUAGGGGUCCCUGGCUGGACAGCAGUGCACCUGUGUCACACACUGUAAAGUGCCGCGCCCAUCGCAGGGCAGUGGGGUCAGCCUGGGGGCUCGUACACAGCUUCAGACAGGUCACCUGGUAGUGAAGUUUUGACUAGGAGUCUCUAAACAGUGAGAUUCUUCCAACUCAAAACUUCCAUAGCUCUGGCAUGUGUGGUACACAUGACCGUUUACAAAGUGCUUUGCCUUUGGCCCCCCGAGCACUGAUCUUACCUCAUCCUUGCCCAAUUAAGGCCUGAGCAUUGUCAGAGCCUGUUUUAUCAUCUGUUGAAAGAGGACAGCGCUCAGUCCUGUGCAUCUUCCAGGACAAGGGCAGCAGCACGUGUGCGAGCCCGGGGCACCUCCAGCCAGGUCCCAGCCGGCUCUGCAGAGGCCUGGUUUCCUCCUUAUUAAGCAGGGGCAUCGACACUGUCUCAGGUUGCUGUGAGGAUUCAAUGAGUUAGUGUCCGUUGUGAGCUUAGAACAGCGUGGGCACGUGACACACGACAGAUGCACUUGCUGUCAAUAUCGUCAUCAUCGUACAUUGUCCUUUUGACAAAUAUUGCCCAAGUCUGGGCCAGGCCAGUUCUAGGAGGUAAGGACAGAGUGGAAGGGAAGCUGGAGGCCUUUGGGGCCAUCCCAGCACAACCAGGCUGGCAGGGAGAGAGACAGGGAAGUGAGCAGUUGAGAUGAAGUGUGCUGGGGCUGUAAUCGGGGCUUUGGGGCUGAGACACCAUGCAGCAUCCAGGAGGGCCAACCAGAUGAGGUGACGUUACACCGUGCACUGGAGCUGACAGAUGAAUAGGAGUUGGAAAGACUGCUCACCUGCGUGGAGUGAGCACCAGAAAAGCCUCACUGGCAUCCCACCCUGAGUCCAGAUGCCUUUGAGCUGGAAGAGGCUAAUGCUCCUGUCUCUGCAUGAAGAUCCUGCGCCCACUGCAGCCUCCCUUGGCACUGCAAUGUUCAACAUCACCUCGCAAGCAUCUGCUUUGAACGGAACCUUUGCCCAGGACAGCAGCUGCCCUGACACCGAGUGGUGGAGCUGGCUCAACGCCAUCCAGGCCCCCUUCUUGUGGGUCCUGUUCGUGCUGACCAUGCUCGAGAACAUCUUCGUCCUUAGUGUCUUCUGCCUGCACAAGAGCAGCUGCACAGUGGCAGAGAUCUACCUGGGGAACUUGGCGUUGGCCGACCUCAUCUUGGCCUGCGGGCUGCCCUUCUGGGCCAUCACCAUUGCCAACAACUUUGACUGGCUCUUUGGGGAGGUCCUGUGCCGAGUGGUGAACACCAUGAUCUACAUGAACCUGUACAGCAGCAUUUGCUUCCUGAUGCUGGUGAGCAUCGACCGCUACCUGGCCCUGGUGAAGACCAUGUCCAUGGGCCGAAUGCGUGGGGUGCGCUGGGCCAAACUCUACAGCCUGGUGAUCUGGGGCUGCACGCUGCUUCUGAGCACGCCCAUGCUGGUGUUCCGGACCAUGAGGGAGUACAACGACGAGGGCUACAACGUCACUGUAUGCCUCAUCAGCUACCCAUCCCUUACCUGGGAGGUGCUCACCAAUGUCCUCCUGAACCUGGUGGGCUUCCUGCUACCGCUCAGCAUCAUCACCUUCUGCACGGUACAGAUCCUGCAGGUGCUGCGCAACAAUGAGAUGCAGAAGUUCAAGGAGAUCCAGACGGAAAGGAGGGCCACCGUGCUGGUCCUGGCCGUGCUGCUGCUGUUCGUUGUGUGCUGGCUGCCCUUCCAAAUCAGCACCUUCCUGGACACACUGAAGCGCCUUGGCAUCCUCUCCAGCUGCUGGGACGAGCACAUCAUUGACAUCAUUACGCAGAUCAGCUCCUACUUGGCCUAUAGCAACAGCUGCCUCAACCCGCUGGUGUACGUGAUUGUAGGAAAGCGCUUCCGGAAGAAGUCUCGGGAGGUGUACCACAGGGUGUGCGGGAGAGGGGGAUGUGUGUCUGAACCCAUCCAGAUGGAGAACUCCAUGGGAACACUGCGCACGUCCAUCUCUAUGGACCGGCAGAUCCACAAACUGCAGGACUGGGCGAGGAGUAGUGGCGAGGGGGUGCCACCAGGGGUGCUGUGAAUGUGCGUGAGGACUGGUGCACAGUUGCUCUUCAGCAUGGGCCCAGCAAGGAGCAGAAGACAUCCCACAUGACCUUGGGCAAUGAGUCGGUAUCUGCGGGAAAUCCCAGGCAGGCGACUCUCACCAGCCCCGUUGCAUGAGCACGUCUGUGACAAUGGGGUGAGGAGAGCCCAGUCGAGGGCUCCCUCAGUACAACAGUAUUAGUCUUAUUGCUGCCACUCCUGGGCCAGCCUGCUCCUUCCUAAAAGUGGAGGGGACCUGGGUUGGGGAUGGGAAUGACCGAGGAUGUGGUAUCCCUCCCUGCCCUGACAUGACAGCUCAGAUCUCCAGGAGACCUGCCACCCAACUUUGGUGCUGAGACCAAGGGCACGUGCAGCACCUGGUAGAAUAUUUGUCAUGGUGUUCAUUAACCCAUGCAGCUCAGACUUUGGAGGGUGAUUUCUCAGUUAAACUCUGAGGGGUCCCUGCUAAGAACUCAGAGGCAGGAUUCCACGGUUCCUCUUCUCUGUGCAAAAAAGAACCCCACCGGUACUCACUGUGUACUUCCUGUGUACGCAGUGCCGGACACUGGGGAGAGAUCACUCAGUCUCCAUCUCGAAGGAGCUCAGAAAUUCCGUGGGAAGAGGAGGCCUGUGGGCAGGCAGGCACCAGUAGGCUGUCUGUCCUACUGUGCUCAAGCUAGGCCCUGCUGCCAGUACAGAGCCCGGGUCCCCACUCAGCCAAAACUAGGUGUACAACACCCUCGCCUCUGCCUCAGCUUUCCCUCUGUAACAUGAGGUUGUGGGGGGUUAAAUGUGGUAAUGGCAUACAAGGACUUUGAGACGUGAAAGGUGCUAUGUAAUGUGAGGCAUCCUUCUGCACACAGAAUGGGAAUAAAUUAAUUAUCAGAAAAAGA
This is a messenger RNA of Chinchilla lanigera (long-tailed chinchilla), 7523 nucleotides long. It is a transcript of the gene Bdkrb2, whose product is annotated as bradykinin receptor B2. The transcript has 3 exons. NCBI's taxonomy places the organism in Eukaryota, Metazoa, Chordata, Mammalia, Rodentia, Chinchillidae. Gene Ontology annotation, molecular function: bradykinin receptor activity. The coding region runs from base 5426 to 6628 and encodes 400 amino acids. Gene Ontology annotation, cellular component: membrane. Gene Ontology annotation, biological process: smooth muscle contraction; G protein-coupled receptor signaling pathway; immune response. The record is from RefSeq and is a predicted model, not a curated record.